Molecule: messenger RNA, 3176 nt
Organism: Echinops telfairi (small Madagascar hedgehog)
Lineage: Eukaryota; Metazoa; Chordata; Mammalia; Afrosoricida; Tenrecidae
Product: zinc finger protein 564-like
Exons: 9
Coding region: 423-2825 (800 amino acids)
Biological process (GO): regulation of transcription by RNA polymerase II
Molecular function (GO): DNA-binding transcription factor activity, RNA polymerase II-specific; RNA polymerase II cis-regulatory region sequence-specific DNA binding
Source: RefSeq, a predicted model, not a curated record
AGGGCAACAGCUGAAACCCAAGAAUCUGACAGCCCCUCCUUACUCAACACUGUCACCUUCCAUUUCAGGUCCUAGGCUUGGUGAACAGAGAGCCAGUCAAGUCUAGACAGCUGGAGACCAAGGAUGACGGUUUUGGACUUUCAUGAAAUUCCAAGCAAGGGUUUGUACUGUUCUGCCUGCAUGUGGACCAAACAUCAUUCACCUGCUUCCAGACUGCCCAGUGGCUCUGCCUGCACUAGCAGCCCUCUUCCUAGAGAGACUCCUUGUGCUUAGAGAGCACAUUCACGUGCACCUCCAGAAGCUGUAGCCAGGAAAUGCAGCUGGUCUGCCGGUUCUUGGUCACUUGAAGUUCUUGAAAUCGAAGACUGUGAGGUCAGGGCUUUGAGUUGCCCUUUGUUCUGCAGACCACUGGGCCUCCCAAGAUGGACGCAGUGGCCCUUGAGGACGUGGCUGUGGACUUUUCCCAGGAAGAGUGGGCCUUGCUGGAUCUUGCCCAGAGGAAACUCUACAGAGACGUGAUGAUGGAAACCAUCAGAAACCUGGCCUCUGUAGUUUCUCAAAACUUUAAUAAUGGAGAAGUGUCCUCUGAAGAUACAAUACAUUUCAUGAAAAAUGACACCUGGUCCACUAUGAUAGGAGAAGUCUGUGAAUUGCCUGUCACUGAAGAUCAGAAUAAGGACCAGACUGCAUGUGUGAGAAGGCAUACAACAGAGAAUGUCAGUGAAGUUAAUGAAGACUCUCAGUGUGGACAGCCCUUCAGUUGGGUUCUAGAUCUCUCUAUGCUCAGAAGAACUCCUGUGGAAGCCUAUUCAUCUUACCGUCCGUAUGAAAAAUCUUCCAUGAAUCAUUCAUCACUUACACAAUAUAUCAGCUCUCACUUUGAAUAUGGUACCUACCAAGAUAAUGGAUGUGAAGAAGUCUGCAGUUGGCCUCCUUACCUCAGGACAUCAGUGCAGACUCUCACUGGAAAGAAACCCUAUGAAUGUAAAGAAUGUGGCAAAGCCUUUCGCUAUCCCUCAUCCCUCCGUACACAUAUGAGAAGUCACAAUGGAGAAAGGCCUUAUGAAUGUAAGGAAUGUGGAAAAGCCUUUGGUCAGUCUUCAUCCCUUAAAAGUCAUAUGAGAACUCACAGUGGAGAGAAGCCAUAUGUAUGUAGAGAAUGUGGGAAAGCCUUUCUUCAGUCUUCAGGCCUUAUUGCACAUAUGAGAAAUCACAGUGGAGAGAGGCCUUAUGAAUGCAAGGAAUGUGGGAAAACCUUUGUUCGGUCUUCAUCCCUCAAUAGUCAUAUGAGAACUCACAGUGGAGAGAAGCCAUAUGUAUGUAGAGAAUGUGGGAAAGCCUUUAGUGUGUCCUCAAAUGUCAUUCAACAUAUGAUAAUUCACAGUGGAGAAAGGCCUUAUAAAUGUAAAGAAUGUGGCAAAUCCUUUUCUCAUUAUUCAUCCCUCAUCAGACAUAGGAGAGUUCACAGUGGAGAGAGGUCCUUUGAGUGUAAGGAAUGUGGCAAAGCCUUUUCUCAUUAUUCAUCCCUCAACAGACAUAAGAGAGUUCACAGUGGAGAGAGGCCCUAUGAGUGUAAGGAAUGCGGCAAAACCUUUCGUUGGUCCUCAGACAUCUCUAUGCACAAAUACACUUGCAGUAAAGAGAAGUCUGUCUCUCCUGACAGCAUGUCCAAAGAUGCAGUGGCCCUUGAGGACGUGGCUGUGGACUUUUCCCAGGAAGAGUGGGCCUUGCUGGAUCUUUCCCAGAGGAAACUCUACAGAGACGUGAUGAUGGAAACCAUCAGAAACCUGGCCUCUGUAGUGUCUCAAAACCUGGAUGAUGGAGAAAAGCUGUCCAAGGAAAAUACACUAGUACAAUUCAUGAAAAAUGAAACCUCGUCCUCUCUGUUAGGAUCAAUCUCUGCAUUGGGUGUCACUGAGGAUCAGAAUAAAGACCAGACUGCAUCUGUGAGACAGCAUAUGAUAGAGAAUGUCAGUGAAGUUGAUGAAGACUAUCAGUGUGGACAGGCCUUCAGCUGGAUUCUAGAUCUCUCUGUGCUCAGAAGAACUCCUAUAGAAGCCUAUUCUUCAUCAUGCCUUCAGUAUCGAAAAUCCUCCAUGAAUCAUUCAUCACUUACACAUCAUAUCAGCUCUCACUUUGAAUAUGGUACAUAUCAAGAUAAGGGAUGUGAAGAAGUCUCCAUUUGGUCUUCUUACCCCAGGACACUAGUGCAGACUUUUACUGGAAAGAAACCCUAUGAAUGUAAAGAAUGUGGCAUAGCUUUUCGCUAUCCCUCUCACCUCCGUACACAUAUGAGAAGUCACAAUGGAGAAAGGCCUUAUGAAUGUAAGGAAUGUGGGAAAUCCUUUCUUCGGUCUUCAGGCCUUAUUGAACAUAUGAGAAAUCACAGUGGAGAGAGGCCUUAUGAAUGCAAGGAAUGUGGGAAAGCCUUUGUUCGGUCUUCAUCCCUCAAUAGUCAUAUGAGAACUCACAGUGGAGAGAAGCCAUAUGUAUGUAGAGAAUGUGGGAAAGCCUUUAGUGUGUCCUCAAAUGUCAUUCAACAUAUGAUAAUUCACAGUGGAGAAAGGCCUUAUAAAUGUAAAGAAUGUGGCAGAGCCUUUUCUCAUUAUUCAUCCCUCAUCAGACACAGGAGAAUUCACAGUGGAGAGAGGCCCUAUGAGUGUAAGGAAUGUGGAAAAGCCUUUUCUCAUUAUUCAUCCCUCAACAGACACAAGAGAGUUCACAGUGGAGAGAGGCCCUAUGAGUGUAAGGAAUGCGGCAAAACCUUUCGUUGGUCCUCAGACAUCUCUAUGCACAAAUACACUUGCAGUAAAGAGAAGUCUUAAGGAUGGUUUUCCACAUACUGAUGCUUCAGAUUAAAAAUUCCUUGAAGUCUCUCCUAAGAGAAAACAUCUCAGAGAGUAAGAAGGCAACAGAAAUGGAAAGAAGGGAUCAUGAAAAUUUGUGCAUUUGGGAAAACUAACAGUUUCAUUGUAAGUAUACAAAGUAUACAUCUGUCUUAAAAAGUGGCUAAUUCUUCAGUCUCAUGAGCAGCUGUGCUGGUGUGUACUUUCUCGGUUCUUGCUAAAUUUACUUCAGCUUUUUGUAUCACAGGUAAGGAUUUAGGGAGCAGUCUUGAACAUGAGUUUGUGUUUUUAAAAUUUUAAGUUAAAUUGCAAUAAAAUGUGCUGAUCUUA